AUGAUAUCCGCAUCUUUGCCAGAUUAUACCCGAGUCGUUGUGACUGCGAGUUUUACAAUCAUUCACUACAUUGUUGGCUCAGUGUUUUUCGACCUUGUCCACUGGCAGUCUCACCAAAAGACGCGCAACAAGUUUGUCCGCUGGCUGAACCGGACGCACUCGGCCCACCACCAGUACUUUAACCGCCAGCUCCGAUUCAACCGCAACUUUCGAUAUGCCAACCUCGUCUCGCACAUGCCCCUCGAGUUUGCGUGCCAAGCCGUCGGCAGCUCGGCGAGCUGGCUGCUCCUGCGUCGAUUCUACCCCACGGCCGCCUACGACCUGCUCAUCGUCAUGCUGGUGCAAAUCAUCCGCACGGCCAUUGUGGCGUGGAACAUGGGCUACGACUCGAACCACAUUCCCUACCGAGUCCUCCCGAAAGAUAAAAACAACAUGAUUGUCGGUCCCGAGUACCACGUGCUGCACCACAUUGAUCCUCAAAACUACUUUGGAUCCAUGGUGCGUCUUGUCGACAUGAUAUUUGGUACGGCCACAACCCUCAAGGGCCGCCGCGUAGCCAUGACAGGAUCAAGUGGUGCUCUCGGGAGAGAGUUGACAAAGGCCUUGCAAAAAGAGCAGGUGGCGUCAAUCACGCCUUUGCGACACGGCGUUGACUGGUCCAGGAAUGACUACUCGGGCCUUGCGCCGAUACUGGCCGAGACUGAUAUUCUCGUACUCUGCCACGGCACAAAAGACAACAACGCCGCCUUGGCCAUGAACUGCACCUCGGCCGUAUCCAUCAUCGAGCUGUUCAAGCAGUCGAGGGACCGGACCAAGCCCGAGCUGAUCCCCGAGGUCUGGUACGUGGGCAGCGAAGCGGAACUGCACGGCGCGCUACCCGGCGACAAGGUCAUGCAAGCGUACGCCGAGUCGAAACGGGCCUUUGUGCCGUUUGCGAGAGCAUACUACGACGACGAGCAAAUCCUGUAUCGACACAUUGUUCCUGCGGCGUUCCAGUCUCGCAUGGGCUCGGCCAUUGUGGGAGCGGAUUGGGCGGCUCGGACGGCGAUUUGGUGGAUUCGGAGGGGAGCGCAGUAUGUGCCAGUGACUUAUACCGGCAUGGCCUUUGUCAAUUACUUUCGCUUCAUGUAUUGGGUAAAGCCGACUACCGCCGGCUCCCUAAAAGUCGAAGAAUCUCUCAAGUAA
Messenger RNA from Beauveria bassiana ARSEF 2860, 1185 nucleotides. Its product is annotated as sterol desaturase/short chain dehydrogenase. The record is from RefSeq and is a predicted model, not a curated record. NCBI's taxonomy places the organism in Eukaryota, Fungi, Ascomycota, Sordariomycetes, Hypocreales, Cordycipitaceae. The coding region runs from base 1 to 1185 and encodes 394 amino acids. The transcript has a single exon.